This is a messenger RNA of Prunus avium (sweet cherry), 961 nucleotides long. RefSeq lists its product as uncharacterized. NCBI's taxonomy places the organism in Eukaryota, Viridiplantae, Streptophyta, Magnoliopsida, Rosales, Rosaceae. The record is from RefSeq and is a predicted model, not a curated record.
GCUUGCGGGACUCAAGUAGCUAGAACUACUCCCAUGGCUCCCCAAAAGAUUGGUAGCGUUAUUUUCUUUGUGAUAUUAAGUUUAGGCAUUUGUUCUGCCACUAGAGCCCUCUUCACUAGUGAAGAAUUAUUAGGAGGCAGGAUUAAUGUUGCUAUAGGGGGGUAUGGUGGUGGUAGUGGAGAAGGCGGUGGUGCCGGAUAUGGAACUGCUGGUGGAGGACUUGGCGGCGGCGGCGGCGGAGGUAGCGGUGGUGGCGGUGGUGCUGCUGCUGGGGGUGCUGGGUAUGGAAGUGGGGCGGGUGAAGGAGGAGGUGCAGGGUAUGGUGCUGGUGGAGAACAUGGGGGUGGAUAUGGUGCUGGUGGCGGUGGAGGUAGUGGCGGCGGAGGUGGUGGCGGUAUAGGUUCUGGAGCAGGUGGUGGUGAAGGAGGGGGUUCUGGCAGUGGGUAUGGUGCUGGGGGAGGAGCAGCAGGUGGUGGCCACGGAGGAGGAGGAGGUGGUGGGAGUGGUGGCGGCGGAGGUGGUGGAGAAGGUGCUGGGGGAGCACAUGGAGGCGGAUAUGGCAGCGGUGGAGGCGGGGGAGGCUCUGGUGGUGGAGGCGGAUCAGGUGGUGGGGGUGCACAUGGUGGUGGGGCCGGCUAUGGAGGCGGUUCUGGGGGUGGUGAAGGUGGUGGUCACGGUGGCUAUGCGCCUUGAAAACACCUUUCCCACUGUUUCAGUCUAUGGGACACUUCUUUUUACCAAAAAUAUUAUGAAAAAUAAAUUUGACUGCGGUAUGAAGAUGGGUUAUAUUAUAAAUACAACGAAUGUAAAAAAAGCCAAAGGCAUGCUAUCCGAGUCUGUAUCAAUUGAAACAGAUCGAAUGCUAUAAUUGCAUCAGUUCAUAAAUGGACAUGCAAUAAUAUUGAUCUUCCAUAUUAAUAUGGAUAUGAAAAUUGCUUAAAAGACCUCAGCAUUGCUCAAA